UCCGCUUGUUGCGUCCUCCAGCUGUUUUUGAUCGCAGGAACGGAACGCGCCCUCUGCGCGCGGCCCUGCCUCUCUAAAAUUACAAGCGAAAACGGCCACGCCUGUUGCAAAAAGAGGAGAAGAUUACGGAGUAAAAGCAGAAAUAUUUCGCUGCAGCUGAGAGAAACUUUCCGGAUAGAAAAUGUCUGGAGUGGCAUCAACACUCGCCAAAAAGAGGGCACUGGCUGCUGGGUUCGGCACGAAUGGCAACGCCGUGAAAUAUAUGAACCAGAACUUUGAGAGUCUCAGAAGUGAAUGUCUGAGCCGAGGUGAGCUCUUCUGUGAUCCCACAUUCACAGCUGCACCAGAAUCUCUGGGCUUUAACGAACUCGGUCCACGAUCGUCUAAAACCAGAGGUUUACAGUGGAAAAGACCAGGGGAACUGACAUCCAAGCCUGAGUUUAUUGUUGGAGGGGCUACAAGAACAGAUAUUUGCCAAGGAGCUUUAGGUGAUUGUUGGCUCUUAGCAGCUAUCGCCUCCCUAACCCUAAAUGAAGACGUUCUGGCCCGUGUUGUACCAUCCAACCAAGGUUUUGGGAAUGACUAUGCUGGUAUUUUCCACUUUCAGUUGUGGCAGUAUGGGGAAUGGGUCGAUGUGGUGGUGGAUGACCGCCUGCCAUCUAGAGAUGGAGAACUGCUGUUUGUUCAUUCAGCAACCGGCUCAGAGUUCUGGAGCGCCCUGCUGGAGAAGGCGUAUGCCAAGGUGAAUGGAUGGUAUGAAGCUUUGUCUGGAGGUUCAACCACUGAGGGCUUUGAGGAUUUCACCGGAGGAAUAGCUGAAAUGUACGAGUUGAAACAAGCUCCAUCCAACAUGUUUCAAAUCAUCAAGAAAGCCUUGGAUUGUGGAGCUUUGUUGGGCUGCUCCAUAGAUAUCACCAGCGCUGCAGACUCUGAGGCCAUCACUCAUCAGAAGCUUGUGAAGGGUCAUGCUUACUCUCUUACUGGAGCGAUUGAGGUUACUUAUAGAGGCCGGAAGGAGAAGCUGGUCCGGGUUCGAAAUCCUUGGGGCCAAGUGGAAUGGACAGGGGCUUGGAGUGACAACUCUUCUGAGUGGAAUGCAGUCGAUCAAUCUGAACGCGGAAACGUCAAAGCAGAAGAUGGAGAAUUCUGGAUGUCAUUUUCCGAUUUCUUGAGACAUUAUUCUCGUUUAGAGGUGUGCACUUUGACCCCAGACACACUGACAACUGACUCUGUUAAACACUGGAGCACGAGUAAGUUCGACGGCAGCUGGAGAAGAGGCUCAACAGCUGGUGGAUGCAGGAAUCAUCCUUACACAUUCUGGAUGAAUCCUCAGUUUAAGAUCAAACUGAAUGAGGAAGACGACGAUCCUGAUGAUAACGAAGUGGGCUGCAGUGUCGUCAUCGGUCUGAUCCAGAAGAAUCGGCGCAAAAUGCGAAAGGCCGGAGAGGACAUGCACACCAUCGGCUAUGCCAUCUACGAGGUUCCUCCUCAGUUUCACGGCCAGAAGGAUGUUCAUCUGGAUAAGAACUAUUUCCUAAGCCACGCUCAGAAAGCUCGAUCCGAGACUUUCAUCAAUCUGAGAGAGGUCAGCACCCGCUUUAAACUUCCUCCUGGAGAAUAUCUCAUCGUUCCUUCCACCUUCGAGCCGAACAAGAACGGAGACUUCUGUGUGCGCGUGUUUUCGGAGAAACAGUCUGAAGUGCAACAAUUGGAUGAUCCUGUGGAGGCAGAUUUAGAAGAUGAGACGGUGUCUGAAGAUGCGGUUGAUUCUGGAUUUAGAGGGCUAUUUACCAAACUUGCAGGAGAGGACAUGGAAAUUUCUGCCUUUGAGAUGCGGACAAUUCUCAACAAAAUAGUUUCAAAACGGACGGAUAUUAAAACAGAUGGUUUUAGUUUGGAUACAUGCAGGAUCAUGGUGAACCUCAUGGAUGAAAGUGGCAAUGGUAAACUGGGGUUAGCAGAGUUUGCCACUUUGUGGAAGAAAAUUCAGAAAUAUCUGAUCAUUUACAAGAAGAAUGACAUGGAUGGAUCUGGCUGCAUGAGUACACCAGAGAUGCGAAUGGCUUUGAAGGAAACAGGAUUCUCUUUGAAUGACAGCAUUCAUCAACUUUUGGCUGCGCGCUUUGGUGAAGCAGACAUGACUAUUGACUUUGAUAACUUUGUGGCCUGUGUGAUGCGUCUGGAGAUGAUGUUUAAAGUGUUUAAGAAGAUUGACAUAGACAACAGUGGGUUCAUUGAGUUAAACUUUACCCAGUGGCUGAUGUUUGCUAUGAUUUAAAGGACCAGAGGAUUUCAAAUAGUACUUUUAUUAUGUCCGUUAACUCACAUGACAGUAAUAUACACACUUGCUUUAUUUGUAUUGUGGACCAAUUUGUAAUCGUGUCUACGGUUGUUGCUAGAGAGAUAUAAGAAAUGUUGACUGUUGUUUUAUUUGAUGUUCACUUACAUGUUAAUCCGUGCUUGCAAGGCAAUAUAAUUCACUCUUUAUAGAAAUUUAAACAAAAUCCUUUACUCUAAAGGGAAACAGGCAAACACUUUUACAUUUUCCACAGAAGUAGAUGUUUUCAAAUUCGUAUUUAUAUAUGUUCAAAUUAAUUCAAUAUAUAUGGACUGACAUAUUUCAUUCCUUUCUGUUUAUAAUUAUAACUUAAUAAUUAAACAUUUUUAUACCCACAUUCAAAUAAUGAAGUGUACCUUAGUAUAGUAAACUGUAGUAAAUACAAUAGCUUACUAUAGAAUAUUAUAGUUAUUUCUAGCUCUGUAGUAGUUAUGCAGCUGUUUGUCAGUAACUUACUGUAGAUUUAAAUGUAUGUUAUUUACUUGAAAAAGU
This is a messenger RNA of Paramisgurnus dabryanus, 2830 nucleotides long. RefSeq names its product calpain 2, (m/II) large subunit a (gene capn2a). Gene Ontology annotation, molecular function: calcium-dependent cysteine-type endopeptidase activity; calcium ion binding. Gene Ontology annotation, biological process: proteolysis. NCBI's taxonomy places the organism in Eukaryota, Metazoa, Chordata, Actinopteri, Cypriniformes, Cobitidae. The record is from RefSeq and is a predicted model, not a curated record. Gene Ontology annotation, cellular component: cytoplasm.